Amoebophrya sp. A25 is the source of this 2450-nucleotide messenger RNA. NCBI's taxonomy places the organism in Eukaryota, Dinophyceae, Syndiniales, Amoebophryaceae. The record is from the annotation of a GenBank genome assembly.
AUGUUGAGCUGCCGCGCUGCCGUCGUCUCAUCUCACGAACGACGAAACAAGAUGAAGUGCGACGUUCAACUUUUUUCGCUUUACUUGAUGAGGACCUCCUAUCUCAUCGCCUCGGUCAGCCAGGUCUUAGCUCAAAAGAGUUCUUCCUGGACUCAGCUCGACAACGGUGUUUGGACAGACGGUUCGUCCUAUCUGUGCAACUGCGACUACGCAUCUACAGACGCAGCUGGUUCAGGGUGCGCAACCUUGUCGAAAACCUGUGAUGGAAAGACGGAUGACGGGAGUAAGACAGAUGACGGGAAGAGGAAGACAGAUGAUGGCAAAGGUGCUGGAACAUCUUCAACUUCAUCCGGAAGCAGUUCAUCUUCUGGCGGUCUCGUUGUAGCCAGUACAGUGGAGCCGAAAAAAGAUGGAAAUUCUGACCAAGAUGAGAAUUCUGAAGAUUCUGAUAAAGAUCCCACUAGCGGGACCUCCUGGAACAAGGACGUUGUAACAAGUUGUACAACAACCACACCAACCGACGGGCUCUCUAGUAUAGGUGGGACACAUCAUUGUCUUGACGUUGCGUUUCAGAAUACGGUGACGCGCAGAUGUUGGUUCCAGUAUGUGCCACAGGAUUUGAGAUCGCCUGCACAACUUACGAAAGUACCACUCGUGUUGGACAUGCACGGUGGCGGAGGCUGUGCGGCUUCGCAUGCAUUAUCCUACUCGACCUGGAGGCAGACGGCUGAUGCGCUUGCUGCAACAGCAGCUGGAGGCUUUGUGGUCGUUUUUCCACAAGCUGCUCACCCCGCUGGAAAUUGGGCAGCGACUGGUUCUGAGCCCGUCGUUGGCGACAAGACAGCUCACAUUGGGGAUAUUGACUUUCUCAAGUUGCUGAUAAGCCACGUUGUUACAGCUACAACUUCUGGAGGAGCAGGCGGCCAAACCCCUGCACAAAGACAGACAAACGCAAAUCUCCAGAUCGACCGCGAACGUGUCUACGCCAGUGGCUAUUCGAAUGGUUGUAUGAUGGCACAGCGACUUGCGUUUGAGGCUUCUCAUGUGGUCGCAGGGAUGGGCUGCAUUGCAGGAAACAUGAUGAAUUGGGAGUUGGGAGGUCGCGCGACUCGUACGCAUGCCAUUAAUCGAUUCUCGUUCUCUACUAUGCCUGUGAUACACGUCCACGGCGAUCAGGAUGACUCUAUCCAAGGAACGAUGUGGUCGUUUGCGUUGGGAAACCUUCAGAACUGGGCUAGUGUGCAUGAGUGCAAUAUGGCGACGAGUGUGGGAGGAGCGUCCACUACAGUCUCGCCUGCUUUGGACACAUCUCGCGCUCUUUCGGAUGGUUACCACAUCUACACCUACGGAACACCAUCCACUUCGACGUCGUGUGGUGUUCAAGCAGGUUCAUCUUCAACUGGUUCAAACUCAAAAAUAUCUGUGAAGCUACACCUAGUCCGAGCCCUCGGGAAAGGACACGACUCCAUUAUGCAGCCAAGUUUCGAUGCUAGGAGACUCAUCUACGACUUUUUGGCGCAAUACAAACGUACUGCGAUUGCAGUCGUGGAGGCAUCCGCGUCUUUCGCCAUGGCUAUCCCUUCUUCGGUUCAGGAUCCGCAGACACUGGUCACCGACACGACGUUCACAGCUCCUCUGAUAUCGGGCUUUAAGAAUGCUGCCAAUCUUGGAGUCAAUGAAGAAGUCACGGUCAAAUCAAUUGCUUUUGCAAGACGGACACGGACACUUCUACAGGAGGAGGAGCAGCAUUCAUCAAGUUCAAGAACAAAUCCAGACCCUGUAACAGCGGUCGUGAGUGACAAUGAGCAGGUAGUGCAGCGUCAUCUAUCCGCGACGACUCCGCGUCAGCUGCAAGUCACUUACCGAGUUCAGACUACAGCCCAAAGUUCAGUGAACGCUCAAUCCAUCCAAACUCGAGUCCAGUCUAUGAACUCCGAUACCCUCAGAACAAGCGUCAGCAAUGCUUUCACAGCCAGUCCCCCGUCAUUUGGUGAAGUGGCAGUUACCAGCGUUGUAGGGUCACCGAGUGCAAGUACAGUUGAGGUGUCUUCGACAUCUGGGGCGGCGUCGCCUGGAUCUAGCAGUCAAUCGCCUAGUUCCGGUGGAAAUACAGAGGAAGCAUCCAUAUUCUCCUCUGCCAGAAACAAAAAGGCAUCACUGUUUCCUGUUCUUCUAGUCGUUUUUCCGUUGUCAUCCUUACUUCAUCUCUAGACUAGUUCUUAUGGUUAAUCAUUUAAUGAUAAUCGUUUUUACUUUCAAGUUUUUGUAGUACGACCUUUUUGAGAUCGUCAGGUCCUUGUCGUGAACAGUAAGCAUUCGAUCUCUCUCUUCAUCCACCACCGACUUCGUGAUUGCUGCAUGGACGUGAUCGUCGUGAGUUUUUCAACUACACAUCAGAAAAGAAACGAUCAUGGAUGCACAACGAAGUUGUAGAAGUUGCUAGUGCUGGU